UAUUGUUAUAUUCACCAACUUUUUAUUUUGGCAGAUUUUUGUAACAUUUCCGAUUCACAUAUAUGAGGAAAUGAUCUUUCUGAUUCUCAACUAGAAUCAAAACCAUAUUUUUAUUUAUCCUGGCCUAAUUGACAAAUGUCUAUCAAUGUAAUGUGAAGAUCCCUGGGCAAUGUCCUUGUAAACACGAGUAGAGUAUUAUGACUUGGUUAUGUUCUGUUUUAGUGUCAGACAUUUUACCUGUAAAGUAUACAUGUACAUGUCACAUUGUCUUAUCUCACCGUAAAAGCUGUUGAUAGCUCUGUAUAUUAUAAUUACCUAUAAUUAAUCAAAUGGGUAGCAUUUUUCAGAUUUUAUGUGGAUAUUUGUUAACAAAUUAUGAUAGAACACAUAGUUAUAUCAAAAUAUUGCCAUGAAAAAUAUCAAUUGCCAUUAAAAGUUAAAAUAACAUUUCCACAAUAUUUUGUUUUCAGUUUUUUUGUGAAAUAUCACAAUGUCCUUUAUGUUCUAUUUUAGUGUCAAAUAUCAAUAGGGUGAACCCUACAGGGUGAACUUGUACAUAUUGGCUUAUCUCACAUUAAAAGCAAAAAAAUUCUAUUUAAUUAAAUGACCUGAAAAGACCUGAAAAUAAUCUCUUAUCAAAGAACAGAAUAUGUGGUACUGAAUGUUUUAUAUUUCUAUUGUACAAUUGUACAUUGCAAUUAUUAAGUUAUUAGUCUGAUGUAACAAGGACAGUUUGGUGUUAUAUGUUACCUGCUAUAUAAGCUUUAUAAGCUCAUUAGCUUGUUAUGCACUGUAAUAGCAUUGCAUUCAUGUGCUUUUGCCUUAAUGACUUAAGAGCGCACAUCACUGCAUUCUGAAGCAGAUUUCUAGAUAUCAAGUUUGACAUAUAUGAUUGCUUUUUGCCCUCUACAAAAAUAUGAAAGUGAAACAGUUGCAACAUUAAGUUCAGACGAACUGUUGGCAGCAAUAAAAUAAGACAUCAUUGGAAUUUAUUUUCAACAGGAGCAUUUAUCUUUUCACUCUCCUUGAUUUCUCCUGGUUUAAUCAGAUUGUUGACAGCAACCAUUGCAUAGAAGAGACUUCCAUAGUCAGAGAGAUACUUGUUGGUAAAACCAGCAGUUUUCAAAGCUAUACUGAAGUGUAUGAAAAUAACAACCAGACGCAUAUAGCAGAAUGUACACAAUGAAUCCUGCUGUUUUCAUUUUGCUGAUAAUUUGCGCUAUCACCAUUGAUGCAGCGUUUGAUGCCAAUAACCCAAUGAGAAAAACUUGGUGGGCCAAGCGUAUAGCAAAUGAUUUCUAUACAGCUGGUCGUAUUUCAGCUAGACAAAUAAAGUAUGCACAAGAAGAUGGUUUCAAAUCAAUUAUAUCUGUCAUCAACUUUACUGAACCUUUAACAAAUGGAUUAGAAGAGUUCCCAACAUCUACUGAUUGUCAAGAAAUAGCAAAGAAUGCUGGGAUACGUUAUGAGGUUGUGGUUCCCCCAUCUGGAAAUUGGAAACAAGAUCUGGAGUUUGUUCGUCUAUUUACAAUUUUAGCUGACUCGCUACCCAAACCAUUAUUGGUCCAUUGUGGUGUGUCGUAUGCUGCCACAUUUUCCCUUCUAAACUACUUUGCAAAUAAGUACAGAAAUGAUUCAACAUUUACUCCAAAGGUUGAUGGCAAGACCUUCUUUGAGAUAGCUUCAAUGCAUGGAAUGAACUAUAACGAACCUGAAUUCAAACAGACUGUCUCAUUGGUAACUGGUGAGGAUAUUAGUGGAAAUGUGGCUGUUCCUGAUAUUCCCAUGGGACAGUGGUGGUGGCCGACAUGGCAAAUUAAGCCUGUAUACAAGAAUAUGUUUGUUGCUGGCCAGAUUCAUUUUACAAGUUUGGCAGGAUUGAAUAGCACUGGUUUCAAAUCAUUGAUAAACCACAGAAGAGGUGUUACUCUAUCACCCAAUGAUCCAACACCUUCACAAGAAGAAGCGUCACUUCUUAACAUCAGAGACCAAACAGGGACAUAUGCAGAAGGAGGAAGGCAAAAUAUUACACGCCUACUUGCAACACGAAUUGAUCCCAGCAGACCCAACACUUACAUAUCCAAUACUUCCCUGGUUAAUUAUGAGGCUAGGAACCAGCUUGAGUUUGGUGAUGAUGUUGGGUAUAAUGAAACAAUGGAAAGACAAGCAGUAGAGGCAGCUGGUUUAAAGUACUAUCACCAUCCAACAGGUUAAUUUUGGUGUAGGUCAAUAUGGGCAAUUUUAGCUGCAGCUGACUAUUAUGGACUUGACUAUGAUUGGGCCUUGAAGCGUUCUA
Molecule: messenger RNA, 2296 nt
Organism: Owenia fusiformis
Lineage: Eukaryota; Metazoa; Annelida; Polychaeta; Sabellida; Oweniidae
Source: the annotation of a GenBank genome assembly